AUGGGGGUCGAGCCCGUUCUCCUUCUGUGGCUCGUGCCGGAGCCCCAGGGUCAGAUGACUGACAUCUCCAUCGAUCCGAGUAAGGCCUGCAAAUACUGCAAGGGCCGAGCGGAGGUCAAGGUCGAUGCAUCGCAGGGCACCCUCAUCUGCACAGGAUGCGGCCUCGUCUUGGAGGACCAUUGUUUCGACGACACCCGCGAGUGGCGUAGCUUUGCCCCCGAGGGCAUCGACUCUCAGGGCCCGGCGAGAGAACGAGCAGACCUCAGCACUGCCAUUGACGAGCUCACAGGGGAGGUGGGUGGCACGACCAUCCUCGGAUCCGACACAGCUUCGCGCCGCAUGCAGAUGCUGACCAAGCAGGUCCAGAGCCACCACAAACAGGAGCUCACCGAGGAGCAGAAGAAGGAGCAGAUCAUCCAGCGUUUCACAGAGAAGGCCAGAGAAGUAGCACAGCGGCUCAGACUGGGUGAAGAGGUGGUGAAUCGUUGCACUGUCCUUCUCCAGGAGCUCGCGGACAAGGGGAAGUUGAAAAUGCGGGCGACGGCACCUUGGUUCUGUGCUCUCGUCGACUUGGCCUGCAGGGAGGAGAAAAUUCCGAAGACUCUGCACGACCUCGCGGAGUCUAACGGUGCAGCCAUUGGCGUCAAGGAGGUGGAGCUGCUGAGCGUGCAGCGACAUCCAAACAAGCCGGCGAUGAAGGUGGCUCUGAGUCAGGGCGCUGUGGCGAAGUCCUUGUUGAAGGGCUCGCUGGACGUGAACGGCGUGAAGGUGAUGCUUUCGCCCCUUCAGAGCAUGGGCUCCGAGGCCGUUGCAGUGGCCCAGUGGCAGGGAGAUGAAAAGGCCGUGACCGAGGCCAUGCUGGAUGCUUGCCUCCGCAAGCACAUCCUGGCAUUCAACCAGGCUCGCUGUGAAGAAAUCAUAGCGAAGCACAGCAAGGAUCUCUGCAAUGAUCUGUCCAGGACGAGGUCCCACGCCGCGUACUUUCAGGAUGAGAUUCUCCAUCGCUAUGUCACGCGGCUGGGCCUCGCGGCGCAGGUGGUGGCCCCGGCCAAACACAUAGCCUGGCAGGCUUUGCAGCAGGAUGUCGUGAAGAAGGGGAAGGGCCUCCUGGAGCACACGAUGGCGUCAGCCUCCAUGGCCGCUUCCAUCUUCGUGGUUAGUUGGCUGCUGGACGUGGAGCAGAAACCCAGGCUGGGAGAAGUUGCCACAGUCGUGAAGGUGAGCGAGGGCUCUGUACAGGUGGCCUACAGCUCCAUCCGACAGAGGCUGCGGUAUUUGCUGCCCAAGGACUUUGUGAUCCGCUACAAGCUUGGCCUCGAAGGCUUGCCGAAGCCACAGGACCCGCCGCCCUCGCGGAAGCGUUCAGCGGAUGUCUUGUGA
Messenger RNA from Symbiodinium sp. CCMP2592, 1380 nucleotides. Lineage: Eukaryota; Dinophyceae; Suessiales; Symbiodiniaceae. The record is from the annotation of a GenBank genome assembly.